Molecule: messenger RNA, 618 nt
Organism: Leptosia nina
Lineage: Eukaryota; Metazoa; Arthropoda; Insecta; Lepidoptera; Pieridae
Source: the annotation of a GenBank genome assembly
AUGCACUCUACGUUUUUAUUUCUUUAUUUUUUGUGUACUAUAGGUGUUCUUUGUGAAAACAGCAACAUAUCAUCAACAGAUGGGCAAUACUUAUUCGAUUUCACAAAAAACGACGAUGUCUACGACUGGCAGGAACAAUCAGAUACAGUACGCAGUGUAGGAAUGUCCAAAGCAGUCUUUGUUUUACAUCAAAACACACAGUUCAGGCGGGCAAUAUUUUUUGCGCUUCUAAAUCCACAACUAAAUGGAGCAGGCUUUGCUGGUAUUCGAUCUCUUGGGUAUCACGAUCUGUCGAACUUUACGAAGCUUCAAAUUAUGUGCCGUGGACAGGGCCAGUUUAAUGGGUUUAAAAUAGUUUUAAGGCACAAAGGGCUUAAUGAUGAACCAAAUUACUCCUUUGAACAAUAUUUCCAGGCACCCAAAGAUGAGUUCGCAGUGAGGAGUCUACCCUUCUCCGAAUUCAAAGCGUAUUAUAGAGGAAAGAGAGUAAAUAAUAAUGAGACGCUUGAUACAUCGCAAAUCACAAGUAUUGGCAUUCAAAUGUAUGGAGGUGUUUAUCAGCCAGUGAAACAAAAAGGACCGGCCACACUAGAAGUGGAUUGGAUACGGGCUUUGUAA